This is a messenger RNA of Fonsecaea nubica, 1089 nucleotides long. RefSeq lists its product as hypothetical. The record is from RefSeq and is a predicted model, not a curated record. Bases 1 to 1089 code for a protein of 362 amino acids. Gene Ontology annotation, cellular component: cyclin-dependent protein kinase holoenzyme complex; nucleus. Gene Ontology annotation, biological process: regulation of cyclin-dependent protein serine/threonine kinase activity. Gene Ontology annotation, molecular function: protein kinase binding; cyclin-dependent protein serine/threonine kinase regulator activity. The transcript has a single exon. NCBI's taxonomy places the organism in Eukaryota, Fungi, Ascomycota, Eurotiomycetes, Chaetothyriales, Herpotrichiellaceae.
AUGGGUAGCCCAGAGCAGCAGGGGGAUCAGAAAGAGGAGGCUGCCGGCAUGGCUUCGGCGUCGUCGUCGCUGCCCAAACUACCUGCCCCUCCGGAGCCUGAGAACGACAAAGGCAUUAUACCUUCGAUCAAGAGUCCGUCGUUGGAAGGGCUCGACGAUCUCACGCCGGAGAACAUCGACAUCUUCAAGCUGGAGCCUGUCGCAGCGCUGAAAUUGCUAUGUCGCAACAUCGACAACCUCGUCCAAAUGAUCGGCGAUGUCCCUCCCACGCCGCCGGCGCGGAGUCGAGGAGGGUCACCCGCUCGAAGUCUCUCGAGGCUGCGCGAGUCAAUUACAGCGGAGACUGCUGCCACGCAGACUCCCAAGAAGGAAACCACCAAGCUGCGGCCACCGGAGUCGACUUCGCAUCAGGAACAUAUCGAUGGAGUGCUCUUUGUGAAGACUCCUAUAGGCUCACCUGAAGCACACGAGCAUGAACCCACGGCGGCGGCACAUAUUAUCGGGGCCAACGCCCAGCCUCUGUAUAUUCAGCAUGGAGCUCUGGCGCGGAAGUUUUACUCAAAACGACCACCUCCCAUUUCUACCGAGGACUAUCUCAUGCGCAUGCACAAAUACUGUCCCAUGUCGACGGCGGUUUAUCUGGCGAGUUCCCUCUACAUCACGCGAUUGGCGGUACAAGAGAAGAUCUUGCCGGUCACUCCACGAAAUGUGCAUCGUUUGCUGUUGGCUACAUUGCGAGUUGCCAUGAAGGCACUCGAAGACCUCUCAUGGCCUCACGCUCGCUUUAGCAAGGUGGGCGGGGUGUCAGAGGGCGAACUAGGCCGGCUGGAAAUCACCUUUUGCUACUUGAUCGACUUCAGCUUGAAAGUGGAUGCCGAGAUGUUGCAACACGAGGCUGAGAAUCUAUGUCGGAACAACCGGUACGAGACGGUCCUGCUUGAUUAUACCCUGGGUCCGCUUGAACUGCGGAUGCCGGAAAACGGGGAUAGGAAGUCGAGAGGCGCGGAGAAAAGAAAGGCGAGCAGCACCUUGCCCAGCAGACCUGUUGUCCAAGUAGGUACAGGCAUUGAAGUGUUGGGUCAGUCGUGA